AUGGCAGCGAGCCGGUCGUUACGUAUAGGCCUCAUUCCUGGCGAUGGCAUCGGCCGCGAGGUCAUUCCGGCCGGCAAACGGAUUCUUGAAUCCCUGCCCUCCUCCCUAGGUCUGAACUUCUCCUUCGUCGACCUCGACGCCGGCUUCGAAUGUUUCAAGCGCACCGGAACCGCCCUCCCAGACAAGACGGUCGAGACGCUGCAGAAGGAAUGUGACGGCGCGUUAUUCGGGGCCGUGAGCUCCCCGACGACAAAAGUCGCAGGGUACACGUCCCCGAUCGUGGCGCUGCGCAAGAAGCUGUCCCUGUACGCCAACGUGAGGCCUUGCAAGACGACGGCAUCCCCCGCAUUCAAAUCGCCCACGCCCCAUCCUAUCGACCUGGUCAUCGUGCGCGAAAACACAGAGGAUCUCUACGUCAAGGAGGAGAAGACGUACAGCGACGGUGAAGGCGGCGAGAUCGCCGAGGCCAUCAAGCGGAUAAGUUCCAAAGCGAGCUGGCGCAUCGCCAAUAUAGCCGGUGAAAUCGCGCUGCGGCGGCAGGAGAUGCGCGACCAGUCCUCGUCAAGUCGAAACGAAGGCAUGGUCACAAUCGCCCACAAAUCCAACGUCCUCAGCCAGACGGAUGGACUCUUCCGAUCCACGGCGCGGCAGGCGCUGUCGCAGGAGAAAUUCUCGUCGCUGCGCGUGGAGGAACAGAUCGUCGACAGCAUGGUGUACAAACUCUUCCUGCAGCCAGAGUACUACGACGUGAUUGUCGCGCCGAACCUGUACGGCGAUCUGCUCAGCGACGGGGCUGCCGCACUGGUUGGGUCGUUGGGCCUCGUGCCCUCGGCCAACGUUGGUGAGGGGAUCGUUAUUGGCGAGCCGUGCCACGGGUCUGCGCCCGACAUUGAGGGCAAGGGCAUCGCGAACCCGAUCGCCACGAUUCGUAGCGUGGGCGUCAUGUUGGAGUUUUUGGAUCUCCCUGAUGCUGCGCAAGCUGUCUACAAGGCCGUGGAUGGCUCCUUGGGGGAGGGGAAGUUUGUCUCGCCCGACCUCGGGGGUAAGGCAAGCACGCAGGAGGUGUUGGACGAUGUAGUCAAGAGGCUGUAA
Messenger RNA from Cladophialophora yegresii CBS 114405, 1092 nucleotides. Its product is annotated as homoisocitrate dehydrogenase, mitochondrial. Gene Ontology annotation, cellular component: mitochondrion. The coding region runs from base 1 to 1092 and encodes 363 amino acids. Gene Ontology annotation, biological process: tricarboxylic acid cycle; isocitrate metabolic process. The record is from RefSeq and is a predicted model, not a curated record. The transcript has 3 exons. Gene Ontology annotation, molecular function: NAD binding; magnesium ion binding; isocitrate dehydrogenase (NAD+) activity. Lineage: Eukaryota; Fungi; Ascomycota; Eurotiomycetes; Chaetothyriales; Herpotrichiellaceae.